This is a messenger RNA of Amoebophrya sp. A120, 458 nucleotides long. NCBI's taxonomy places the organism in Eukaryota, Dinophyceae, Syndiniales, Amoebophryaceae. The record is from the annotation of a GenBank genome assembly.
CGCAACAGAAGCUUCGGAAUCAGGUCGUGGCGGUGGUGCAGGCGGUGAAUAAGAAGGGCGAUUUUGACCGGCACGAUGUGGUAUGCAUUGCAAAAAUGUAGUUUGGGUCUGGAAAAAUGCCAGGUUUGUCAUGGUCUGCUAGCUUGACUGUCAAGUCUGUCAUGCAAGGUACCCAAAAGCGCCACUUUUGUGUCAUGCAAAAACCCAGGCUCUCAUGCAGAAUAGGCAACACCUAGCGACUCAAAAACCUGUCAUGCUGAGCCGUCAUUUCUGGCGUUCUCUUGAUUCGCCAACAAGCAUCACAAGUUUCCAGACCCAGACAUUUUUCCAUUUGAUACGUGGAGAUCAUGAACAUCUUGGCGUCGGAGAUCGCGAAUCAUUUUGACCGGUUAACCUUGACGAUUUUGCACGAGAAAGCGAAGAUCGGGGCGCCGACGCAGGUGGAGUUGACCACGGCG